Megalops cyprinoides (Indo-Pacific tarpon) is the source of this 2071-nucleotide messenger RNA. RefSeq names its product solute carrier family 34 member 2b (gene slc34a2b). The record is from RefSeq and is a predicted model, not a curated record. NCBI's taxonomy places the organism in Eukaryota, Metazoa, Chordata, Actinopteri, Elopiformes, Megalopidae. The coding region runs from base 78 to 2036 and encodes 652 amino acids. Gene Ontology annotation, molecular function: sodium:phosphate symporter activity. The transcript is spliced from 13 exons. Gene Ontology annotation, biological process: intracellular phosphate ion homeostasis; sodium-dependent phosphate transport. Gene Ontology annotation, cellular component: brush border; vesicle; apical plasma membrane.
CACAUUGCGCUGCCAAAGGAAAAUCAGACCUUUCUGAAAACGGUCUUUGAAAUGAGUGUGUGAAAUUAAUAUGGAUUAUGGCUCCCCGACCAGAAGCUGACAAUCACAGCACAAGCACUCAAUCCAAGGAGCAAGUGAUUCUUCCCGCGUAUUCCACUGUAGCGCUGAUGGAUGAAGAACCGGAGCCCUACGAUCCCUGGAGUCUCCCGGAGCUCCAGGAUACCGGGGUCAAAUGGUCAGAGCUCGACACGAAAGGGAAGGUCCUCCGAGUUGUGACAUCCAUUGGGAAGUUUUUUCUCCUGCUCGGGUUUCUCUACAUCUUCGUUUGCUCUCUGGAUGUCCUGAGCUCAGCCUUCCAGCUGGUUGGAGGGAAGGCGGCAGGGGACAUCUUUCAGGAUAACGCAGUGCUGUCCAACCCAGUGGCGGGCUUGGUGAUUGGGGUGAUGGUGACCGUGCUGGUGCAGAGCUCUAGCACCUCCUCCUCUAUCAUAGUCAGCAUGGUGUCCUCUGGCUUGCUGGAAGUGCAAUCUGCUGUACCGAUCAUCAUGGGGGCCAACAUCGGAACAUCUGUCACCAACACCAUCGUGGCCAUGAUGCAGGCAGGGGACAGAAACGAGUUCCGCAGGGCGUUCGGAGGGGCCACGGUCCAUGAUUUCUUCAACUGGCUGUCAGUGCUGGUGCUGCUCCCCUUGGAGGUAGCCACGGGCUUCCUGUACAAGCUCACUGAGCUGAUGAUCGACUCCUUCCAAAUCGAGAGUGGCGAGGACGCCCCUGACCUUCUGAACGUCAUCACCGACCCCCUGACCAACUCCAUCAUCCAGCUCGACAAGUCUGUGAUCAGUGACAUCGCUACUGGAGACCCUGCCGCGAAGAACAAAAGCCUCAUCAAGAUCUGGUGUAAAAAGAACACGACCACGGAGCUGACCAAUGUGACUGUGCCCGGGAUUGCAAACUGCACUGAGGGCGCCCUCUGCUGGCAGGAGGGCAACCUGACAUGGACAGAGCAGAACGUGUCUGUGACCAUAAACCUAGAAAAGUGCCAGCACAUCUUUGCUAAUGCUAACCUGCCGGACCUGGCGGUGGGCCUGAUCCUGCUGGCUCUGUCCCUGCUGGUGCUCUGCACCUGCCUCAUCCUCAUCGUCAAGCUGCUCAACUCCAUGCUGAAGGGCCAGGUGGCCGUGGUCAUCAAGAAGGUGCUCAACACAGAUUUCCCUUUCCCCUUCAGUUGGGUGACAGGCUACAUCGCCAUCCUUGUUGGAGCAGGGAUGACCUUCAUCGUGCAGAGCAGCUCAGUCUUCACCUCCGCCAUCACCCCCCUCGUCGGUAUUGGUGUUAUUAGCAUCGAGAGGGCCUAUCCCCUGACGCUAGGCUCCAACAUCGGCACCACCACCACCGCCAUCCUGGCUGCCAUGGCCAGUCCGGGAGAGACGCUGGCUAACUCCCUGCAGAUCGCUCUGUGCCAUUUCUUCUUCAACAUUGCCGGGAUCCUGCUGUGGUACCCCAUCCCAUUCAUGCGCGUGCCCAUCCGCCUGGCCAAGGCCCUGGGCGACCGCACCGCCAAGUACCGCUGGUUCGCAGUCCUCUACCUGAUCCUGUGCUUCCUGGUGCUGCCUCUGGGCGUGUUCGGCCUGUCGCUGGCCGGGUGGCAGGUGCUGGUAGGCGUGGGCGUGCCCAUCCUCGUGCUGGCACUCGUCGUCAUCGUCAUCAACGUCAUGCAGUCGCGCUGGCCCCAGCACCUGCCGGCCGUGCUGCGCACCUGGGACUUCCUGCCCAGGUGGAUGCACUCGCUGGCCCCGCUGGACCGCGUGGUCACCGCCGGCAUGGCGUUCUGCGGCACCCGCUGCUGCUGCUGCUGCAAGUGCUGCCGGAACGCCGGCAGCGGGGAAGAGGACGGCGACGACAAGGCCGCACUGGAGAAGAAGGGCCCGCGUGACCUGGAGAUGUACGACAACCCUGCCCUGUCCCAUGAAAACGAGCCGGAGGCGGCUCCGAGGGGCGCCAGCGGGCAGGGAGACCUCAAAGCCACGCAACUGUAACCCCGCCCCCACAGGCCUGUAAACACUCCGCCCAC